GGCGCCGCGCACGUGGCGCGGAGGAGGCGUCCCGCCGCGUGGCUCUCCCCGGCCCCGAUCCCUCCCUCGCCGCGCCGCCCCGCUCCGCCCCGCCCGGGGAGGGCCCAAUGGGGGACGCAGGGCAGGCGCGGGGGGGGGGGCGCUCCAUCGACUACGCCUGGCUCGCCCGCCGCCCGGGUGCUGUGCUCGCCGCCGCCGCUCGCACGUCCUCCCUUUCCUCUUCCUUCGCCCGCCUCCGCGAUGGCCCUCUACCUCCGCGCCGCAGGGCCCGCCGUCGCCUCGGCUGCUUUGGGACGCUCUCCUGCCGCACUGCUCCCGGUGCUGAGCUCCUCGCAACGCCCGCCGCGGAGGCACUAUGCUGAUCGGAGGAUCAAGGUGGCCAACCCUGUGGUGGAGAUGGAUGGAGAUGAGAUGACUCGGAUCAUCUGGGCCUUCAUCAAGGAGAAGCUGAUCCUGCCCAAUGUAGAUGUCCAGCUGAAGUACUUUGACUUGGGGCUGCCGAAUCGAGACCGGACUGAUGACCAGAUCACCAUUGACUCAGCUCUGGCCACCCAGAAAUACAGUGUGGCAGUCAAGUGUGCCACGAUCACCCCCGAUGAGGCCCGCGUGGAAGAAUUCAAACUCAAGAAGAUGUGGAGGAGCCCUAACGGCACCAUCAGGAACAUCCUCGGUGGGACCGUCUUCAGGGAUCCGAUCAUCUGCAAGAACAUUCCUCGCCUGGUAACCGGGUGGACAAAGCCCAUUGUCAUUGGCAGACAUGCCCACGGCGACCAGUACAGAGCCACAGAUUUCGUUGUGGAUAAGUCGGGGACGUUUAAGAUGGUCUUCACUCCCAAGGAUGGCAGCGGAGUCAAGGAGUGGGAGGUGUAUAACUUCCCUGGUGGGGGCGUUGGCAUGGGCAUGUACAACACAGAUGAGUCCAUCUCGGGCUUUGCCCACAGCUGCUUCCAGUAUGCCAUCCAGAAGAAGUGGCCCCUUUACAUGAGCACCAAAAACACCAUCCUCAAGGCCUACGACGGGCGUUUCAAAGACAUCUUCCAGGAGAUCUUUGACAAGCACUACAAGACUGAUUUUGACAAGCUCAAGAUCUGGUACGAGCAUCGGCUCAUAGAUGACAUGGUGGCACAGGUGCUGAAAUCCGCCGGUGGCUUUGUCUGGGCUUGCAAGAACUACGACGGAGAUGUCCAGUCUGACAUCCUGGCCCAAGGAUUUGGCUCACUUGGCCUCAUGACUUCUGUCCUCAUCUGCCCGGAUGGGAAGACCAUUGAAGCGGAGGCUGCUCAUGGCACGGUCACUCGCCACUACCGGGAACACCAGAAGGGAAAUCCCACCAGCACCAACCCCAUUGCCAGCAUCUUUGCCUGGACGCGAGGCCUGGAACACAGAGGAAAGCUAGAUAGCAACGCCGACCUCAUCAAGUUUGCUCAGAUUCUGGAGAAGGCCUGCAUCGAGACGGUGGAGAGCGGGUCAAUGACUAAAGAUCUGGCUGGCUGCAUUCAUGGAUUAAGCAAUGUGAAGCUGAACGAGCAUUAUGUGAACACCACUGACUUCUUGGAUGCCAUCAAGAACAACCUGGAGAAAGCCCUGGGCAAAUAGGAGCUGAGGGGCCCAGACAGCCCUGACGGAUGGGGAUGGAGGAGGGCAUAGCCUGCCGUGGAGGCACCAGAUGAAGGAAGGUGGCUUACCUCAUUUUUAACAGAACAACCUCUAGCUGUUAGUACUUGCAACCAGGAAAACGUUUUUGUAACAUGUUUUUCCAGUGGUUGUUUUUAAAACUCCUCUUAGCUGGCCCACAGGGGCCCAGUAACACGUCCCACCUGCUGCUACUGCUAGCUUGGGGGUGUGUGUGUCUUGGUGCUGGAUCCCCACCCUGGGCUGGGUAGUUAUAAUGGUUUGUGCUGUAAUUUAUGUCCUGUGGUUUGGGCCUCACGGUGCCAAAUAGAACUAUUAAAAUACAGCUUUUACACA
This is a messenger RNA of Rhineura floridana, 1968 nucleotides long. It is a transcript of the gene IDH2, whose product is annotated as isocitrate dehydrogenase (NADP(+)) 2. Gene Ontology annotation, molecular function: NAD binding; magnesium ion binding; isocitrate dehydrogenase (NADP+) activity. Lineage: Eukaryota; Metazoa; Chordata; Lepidosauria; Squamata; Rhineuridae. Bases 241 to 1596 code for a protein of 451 amino acids. The transcript is spliced from 11 exons. The record is from RefSeq and is a predicted model, not a curated record. Gene Ontology annotation, biological process: isocitrate metabolic process. Gene Ontology annotation, cellular component: mitochondrion.